AUGCCUGCCUUGCAGCAUAUGUCACAGCGGCAAGAGACAAUACCUAGCGGUGGUGAUUCAAUCACAGCGUUAAUUCUGUUGCUCCUCCCACUCCUAAUCAUUUCCGUGGCUCUCAUAUUUGUUCUGAUUGCGCCGUUUAUCAUUUAUCUGGUGUUGCGCUUUCGACCGGGUGUUACACUAUCAGAGCGUGAUGGGCCCAUCAAUGUACAGUACGAAGAGCAACUAGAAUUCUCUAGCUCUUUUCAACGCGCAUGCCAAAAUUGGGCUGAUCAGCUCGACGACAAUACUCGCGCAGGUUAUGAACUAGCUCAACGAUGGUGCGCAAAUCAUCCUCCCCUUUCGCCCCGCGAUACAGAUAUUACUAUGCCCCAGUUCCUUGGGAUUCAAGAAAAGGGUGUCAGUGCUUGGAGCUUUGAUCCUGCAUAUGAAUCGAACCAGGGUGUCAUGGUUUCUGCUCGCACAGAACUUCAAUUUUUUGCUGACAGCCCAGGCAUGGCAACUGAAGAAGGUGGCGCAUGUACCAUCCAGAGCAAUUUGCCCUUGCCCAAAUCCAAUGACAUUUAUUAUUGGGAAUCCAAAAUUUUUAGCAAACCGGAAGCUACGACCAUUGCCAUCGGUCUGAGUACGAAGCCGUAUCCGUCAUUUCGCUUCCCUGGAUACUGUAAGCAUUCUGUGGCUAUAUUUUCGCAAGAUGGCUUCAAAUGCUAUAAUCAUCCAUUGAAUGCCCAAUCCUACGGUGCGCCAUUCGUCAAAGGUGAUGUGGUCGGUGUAGGCUUCCGUCCCCGGACCGGCUCCGUAUUUUUCACUCGCAAUGGCGUACGGAUGGCUGAGGCAUUCACCGGUCUUCAGAGCUACAACCUAUUCCCAACCAUCUCAGCAGAUGGUGCGGCCGAAGUCCAUGUUAAUUUUGGACAAGCAGGAUUUGUGUUUAUCGAAGCCAACGUGAAAAAAUGGGGACUCGCUCCCAUGAUAGGCACUCUUGCACCCCCACCUGCUUAUGGACAAGACAAAGACAGUGUCUUGAUUGAGGCCUGCAAUGUACCAGGCACAUCGACACAACUCGCUAGUGAUACCCGUUCAGGUCAAGUUUUGCGCGUCCCACCUUAUGAAGUCGCACGAUCUAUUGCUCAAGCCCCUGAUAUGCACAGAGACGUUUCGUCACAAGGCAUUCGUAUGAAUACGCUGAAACAAGAUGAUGAGGAAAGUGCCUCAUCCCAUCCACCGCCUUAUAUGGAUGCCAUGAUCGCUUCGUCUCCGACGUCCCUGACAAACCAAGCCCAAAAUGAUCAUAAUAAUGCCAAUGUGUCUCUUCAUCGUGGAGCUAUCCAUUCAUUCCAGAGCUGGAUGGCUUCUUGGCGAAAAGCACGACGUGAUACCUCUUCGGGCACGCCCGAGACACCUUCCACGGAGCUUGUGGGCGUUACCAUAGACUAG
This is a messenger RNA of Malassezia restricta, 1434 nucleotides long. RefSeq names its product protein SSH4. The record is from RefSeq and is a predicted model, not a curated record. Lineage: Eukaryota; Fungi; Basidiomycota; Malasseziomycetes; Malasseziales; Malasseziaceae. Bases 1 to 1434 code for a protein of 477 amino acids. Gene Ontology annotation, molecular function: protein binding. The transcript has a single exon.